UUUAUUUUAAUCAUUUUAAUAAUAGAAAUUUUUGUUUAAAAUCAAAAAUAUCGUUAAAAAUUGUAAAAAAAUAAACUAUUAUCGCAAAAGUUAAUGUAUAUAACACUAUUAAUCAAGGAAUCAUAAUAAACAUAAUGUAACCUAUUCAGUAUGAACGGUGAAAAUCGUGAGCAUAAUAAAUUUGAGUUCGUACAUUAAGUGUGUUAUUAUGUGCAAGUAUAUAAUUUAAAAAAUUAUAGUUCAGCACACAGUAUUUUGUGAAUAAAUAAUAAAUUUUUUUUAAUAUUCGGCAGUCGGCACAAGUGUAUACGUUGGUUUUAUUAUUGCUUUAUCGAUUACGCGUGGCUCGAUUCCUACUUUACUGAUUAUAACCUAAAAAAAAAGUGCAGUCUUGAUUCUUGAAUAUAUAUUGAGACUUGGAAUCCACAUCCUUCUGCAUCAAAUAUAUGUGACCUUGUGACUGAUGAUCAUCUCGCAAUUAAAUUGUAGUGACUUGUAAAAUACAAUGAAAUGUCACUAUGAAGUACUCGGAGUUCCGAGGAAUGCAACAGAGGAUGAUUUAAAGAAAUCUUAUAGAAAGUUAGCUUUAAAAUGUCAUCCCGAUAAAAAUCCUGAUAAUCCUGAUGAAGCUAAAGAACAAUUUCAAUUGAUACAACAAGCAUGGGAAGUGUUAAGUGAUCCACAUGAGCGUGCGUGGUAUGACAAUCAUCGUGAAGCAAUUUUAAAAGGUGGAAUUGGUGAUAACUAUAAAGACGAUUCAAUUGAUCUAUUUCAAUAUUUUUCAACGGGUUGUUUCAAAGGUUACGGUGAUGAUGAAAAGGGUUUUUAUUUUAUUUAUCGUACUGUUUUUGAGAAAUUAGCUGCUGAAGAUGCUGAUUUUUCAAAAGAUGAUGACUCCGAUGUUGAUGUACCAGCAUUUGGCGAUUCCACAAGUUCUUAUGAGGAUGUAGUUCAUAAUUUUUAUGCUUAUUGGCAAAGUUACAGUACAAAACGAUCGUUUGCAUGGCUUGAUCCUUAUGAUAUUCGCGAUACGCCAAAUCGACGUGUUCUUAGAAUUGUUGAGAAGGAGAAUAAAAAAAUUCGCGAUAAAGCAAAACGCGAGAGAAAUGAACAGGUUCGUAAUUUAGUUGCUUUUGUUCGUAAACGAGAUAAACGUGUUCAAGCAUAUGCUCAAAAACUUGCUGAACGUGCAAAGGAAAAUGCGAAAAAAGUUCAAGAGCGUAAAAAACAACAAUUACUGGAGAGACAGAGAGAAUUAAAAGAGCACACCGUAUCCGAGUGGUCCAAAUUUUCUAACAUGGAAUCAGAAUUGAAGAAUAUUGAGGCGAAUCUUGCGGCAGAAUUUGGCGAAGAUUUAUCAUCUGAUGGAGAUUCAGAAAAAACGGAUAUUAUUUGCGAUAGUAAUGCUUUAUAUUGUGUGGCUUGUAACAAGAUUUUUAAAACUCAAAAAGCAUUUAUCAAUCAUGAAAAUUCAAAGAAACAUAAAGAUAAUUUGGCAAGUAUGAAAGCGGCAAUGAUUGAUGAGGAGGAAGAGUUACAAAGUGAUGACGAUGAUGAUGAUGACGAUGACGACGACGACGAUGAUGAUGAUGAUGAAAAAAAUUCACAAAAAUUAGCAACUGGUUCUAAUAUGCCCGAUUUUUUAUUAACGCCUGCUGAAAGUAAAAUCGAUCAAGAUAAUCAAGAUUCUGAAGGCGAAAGGGACUCUGAUGCUGAAUCAAAUAAAAAAGGAAAGCAAACUAAAUCAAUUAAUGCUGCAACAAAUUCUCAAAUGGGUGAUGCUGUUGAUUUAUCAUCACCUAAAUCAGAUACAGGCAAUGACAAUAAUACGUCUGAAGAUGAAUUGAAUUCAGAUCAAGAGGAUGAAGGUGAUCAAGAAGAUGUUGUUGUAAAAUUUAAAAAACAGAAGAAAAAAAGAGGGAAAGUAAUUCAAAAAAGUUUAUUGGAACACAAUAGUGACGAUGAAUCGGACUUUGGUGCUUGUAUGGGAUUAUCAAAAAAGCAGAGGAAAAAACAACAGAAUAAAAUAGUUUUAGAGCAAAUGUCACAUAUGAAAACAACAGCUGUGAAUAAAUUGGAAGUACAUGAAAGAGGAGAAGUGGAAAUGAAUGAAGAUUCUUUACAGGGAAAUCAAAGUAAAGGUGAAGAUGGAGACGAUGAAUCGUUUCAAGAGACAAAUAUGAGUUCAAUUUUAGGUAAACGAAAGGGAAAAAAAGCAAAAGAAAUGAGAAGAGCUCAAAAACAAUUGUCUGCUGAAGAUCGAGGAAAAGGAGAUAAACACAAAAGAGAUGUGAAAUCAGCAGAAAUGAUUCCAGAUACAAGUAAUUGUUGUAUAACGUGUAAAUCUGAAUUUCCAAGUAAAAAUAAGUUAUUUGAACAUUUAAAAAAGACUGGUCAUUCUGUUUAUUUAUCAAAUGUGGGAAAAUCUAAAAAAAGUGUUGAAUCAAUCAGUAAAGGAAGGGUCAAGUCAAGUAAAAAUAGUGAUUAAAAGUUAUUAGAAAAGAGAAUUGUUUAGUUCAAUUACAUACAUUAUAAUGUGUAUGAACUGUUGUAAUAAAUAUCGACAUUCUUGUAUGAAAUAACAAAAAGUUACAAAA
Molecule: messenger RNA, 2597 nt
Organism: Leptopilina boulardi
Lineage: Eukaryota; Metazoa; Arthropoda; Insecta; Hymenoptera; Figitidae
Product: dnaJ homolog subfamily C member 21-like
Exons: 2
Coding region: 506-2488 (660 amino acids)
Cellular component (GO): cytoplasm
Molecular function (GO): zinc ion binding; nucleic acid binding
Source: RefSeq, a predicted model, not a curated record